AUGUCGACAGUGGAGAGGGACCAUGCUGCCAAAAGUCAUACGGGUUCCCAGAGCUCCCCGCAUGCGCAUGAACCGUCUGCGAAGGGACACAACCAAGAGGGUGUUAAUAAUGCUACGCCGUCAUCUGAAUAUGCGCUCAGCAAAAAAGAAAUCGAGACUCUUUUCUCAGGAGCCCCAUUCUUCCUCCUUGAAAGGGGCAAGUAUGACCAUCAUUACCCACAGGUGAUCUUCCCCUUCGAUGACCACGAUCCUACUAUUCAAAAUUUGUGGGACCGAAAACCACUGCCUCAUCCGUCGUAUACUCUAUGUACGUUGCAUGCUCAUCUACCUGUUCCAGACAGGUGGGUAAUCUCCAAAGAUGAGCCGAUACAUCUUAAUAGUUGGAAGAAGACCGGAGGCGCUAAAAGAGCGACUUUCGACAUCGGAAUUUUUGAAGUACCAAACAUGCUGUCAAUGAAUGGAAAGGACCCAGGAGCGGUUGGGUUUCGUCAUUUCCUAGAGCUCCCGGUUGCGGAUGCUGUGCGCUACCCUGAAGAGCCAAAGGGGAAAUUGAAUUACAUACAACUUUCCUCGAUUCCAGCCUCGGAGGUAUAUGAACUGAUGGAGCAUUAUCAUGACGUUUAUGCACUGUCUGGGGGCGCUCCAUAUGACCGGAAACAGUUGCUCUGCGAUGGCCCAUCUGCCUGGAAAAAGAUCGGCGUACGGGACAUUAAUCUACAGUGCUUAGUGGAACGCCUGCGGACGUUAACAAACCUUCGUCGUGAACUAUUACACGGAAAGAAAGCAACCACGAUCCUUGAUACCGAAUCUACCCGAGACUUAUACAGUGGCCUAUUCACUAAAUUCCUCUACCCUCCAUCCAAACCUCUGCUCGCGGACUCCAGCCUGGCUCAUAGCCUCAAAUCUCAAAUUAAGGCUUUGACCAUGACCCUCGCCGCAAGGAACGCGUGGGUGGAUUUUAGUCUUCCCGAGUGGCGUUUAUAUGCAGGACAGCUGCUGUGGGAAGCCGGUCCUCAUCCGGACGGUGAUCUCUUGGACCCUUCUACGUGCUCAAAACCCUGGAUGCAUCCAACGCUCGAGCGCAGGUGGCUCCUUAUCCAGAUGCUCCUCGCCGCGGAACUGCUUCUCCGUCUCGAUGCCACUGUCCGGGUGGGGAUUCUGGAUAAUUCCAAGGAAUUGCAGAUCACCGUUCAAGACAUAGAUGAUUUCGAGAAGCUACGGAGCGGAAAGGUAGACUGGGACUUGGUGGUGGUACGACGCUUUAUGGAUACGUUUGACAUUAGCUACAGGGCCGACGAGCCUGACCAUCCUGGCUUCGACCCCGUAGAACACACGGGAAACUCGAGAGGUGAAAAGAAUCACGAGAAGAAUUCACGCUCUUUCUUCGAAAAUUUGCUCCACAGAUCGUUGUCUGGCUCAGCCGCCGAGUCCACUGAGUCAGCCUGGAACUGCAGUCUGGUCCCAACAUACCUCGACCAACAGCUCCAAGGGUUACUUGUGUUUGGUCAAGAGAUUGGCUGGCCAGGACUUGAUGGACUCAGAGCGGGCCUGGAGUCUGCGAUUGGGUCGGGUCAAAUGAGUGAAGCAGUCACUAAUGCGUAUAAUAAACCAGUACACAAUAUGCUGCCAGCCGAAGCUGGUGCGCCUCUUAGUAAAGAGGAAAUGCAUACCAGAAGCCCAUCCCGCCGGUGGAUAGCCCUCCACUGCUCUCAAGAUCAGAAGGCUUCUGUGCAGCUUGGUGGUUGGAUUACCCGCAGCUGGCUGUCCGGCUUUGUUUUCCCCGGAGAGCAGAUCAGCCACCUCCUCAUGGCUACGAUAUUGGAGAAUGACUCAGAUGCUCUCGCGAAACUAGGGCCCAUUGCAAACCUCUACGGUGGAUUUGCGUACAAUGGAAUGACUUGGUGGAGCAAAGAGUGUGUUGUCGGUCGAGUCCUGGCCAGUCUGGAAGAUACGAAAGAGUGCUUGGGCUGGAUAAGGAGCGCGGUUGUGCCUAAAGAUGCCUGGACAGUUCAGCCGCUGGACAAUUCAUGGUUCGAGGUUUCUGUUCAACCGCCUCUGUCAAUGCCUGGAAAGCCGCGCAUCCGUCAGGGGAAUAAAUUAGCGUAUGAAUCAACACCACUUGGGCGUGGUGAGCGAGUCAGCGGCGCAUUCUCCUUACCGUUGGACUCCCCGUUGGAGAAAGAACCGAAGAACGUAGUCUUCGAGACAUUGACAUUCUCUGGAAAGGACGGGCAGUCAUUGGAAAACACGCCGCAUCCCAUCGUCGACAGAGCCCUUAUGACCUUUUCGAUCGCCUCAGGAACUGACUCACCCUGGAAAGUCUCCUUCCAACUGAGGUACAACGUCCGGUUCAUCACGUCUCACGAAUGCCGCCCACCGGGCAACUUCAUAUCAUAUCACUGCGCAUGCCCCACUGGGAGUGGCACAUCAACGCCGUCCAGCAGUUCAAGCCCCCGACAUCACCACCGUCUCCCAGGCCACCCUCUCCACAGCGGGUACAAAUAUAAACACAUAUCGCUAGACUCCCUCCCCGAGCACUGUGUCCCUGACGACGCUUUCCUUGAGGGCAGUCACCACAACAACCACAGCAACCACAGCAACCAUCACAAGAAGCACGAAGUGCUCAUCGUCGACGCGCGUGGCGGCCACGACAGGGAAACCUUCGCCCGAGCGUGGUGCGCUUCACUUGGAUAUCAUGCUCUUAUUGGCAGAGUUGGACGGACGUGUCUAGCGUGCUGCAUCAGAGAAGCCAGGGCUAUUAGCGUGAAAGUCGUUCUGCGCGUGGAUGGCGGUGUCAAUCGGUCUCCGUAUCCGUCUUCUCAGACGUUGCCUGGUCUGAAGGAGAUCUAA
Molecule: messenger RNA, 2850 nt
Organism: Aspergillus oryzae RIB40
Lineage: Eukaryota; Fungi; Ascomycota; Eurotiomycetes; Eurotiales; Aspergillaceae
Exons: 2
Coding region: 1-2850 (949 amino acids)
Source: RefSeq, a predicted model, not a curated record